GCGUCUAUUGUCUGGAGCAUCUUCUGGCAGCCCGACAUCCACUGCAAUCAUGUCAGCCCUUGGCUCGCUUCUAUACUAAAGACAAUCAUGCCUCUGCUACAGAGCGAGCACAAAUUUACCCUGGUGAAGCUCUUCGCCCUCCGCCGACCUCGCGUUGCACCGUGGUGGCUCGGGCUCAUGUUGCUAGGCGACGACGUCGCCAUUUUCGACCGAAUACAUAGCUAUCUAUGCACAUUGCAGGAACGCGCCAAUUUUCCAUGCUUAUCAACACCGGAUACAACCGUCGCAGCUUGGACGGGAUCUGCGCAAUCCUAUUUGGAUGACUCGGUCCCAACCGAUGUCCACCACACAGAAAGUCAAUCGUCGGAGAGCAGGAUCAUCUCUAGAGCGGACCAGCUACGGCACCGCUAUCUUUUCUUGCGCCAGGAUCCUGGUUGGACAUAUUCAGCAUGGCGGCCAUUCGGCUCCGUUCCAAUGAAGAACGUCGAAAGUGAGCUUUGGCCACAACUUGAACUGGAGUAUUCGCUAGAGUACGUUGACUGGAUUUGGUGGACCAAAGACGGGAACGACGUGCAAAAGGGGUAUAGACAUGACGUAGCCAACGGAGAUAGAGACAUGACUCUGAUAAAUGCCUUGCGAUCGCAGCGCCACUCAUGGCUAAAGCGCUGGUUUGGAUGGCAAUAGAAGGGCUGCGAUAGCCAAAAAGACAUCCAAUAAACGAAAGUGACAAAGGAAAACUCCUUAAGCACUACAUCGUCAGCGCCCGUGUUCUCGUCUUUUCCUCUCAUUCCUU
Sodiomyces alkalinus F11 is the source of this 793-nucleotide messenger RNA. RefSeq lists its product as hypothetical. Lineage: Eukaryota; Fungi; Ascomycota; Sordariomycetes; Glomerellales; Plectosphaerellaceae. The transcript has 2 exons. The record is from RefSeq and is a predicted model, not a curated record. Bases 88 to 684 code for a protein of 198 amino acids.